This is a messenger RNA of Haliotis rubra (blacklip abalone), 2413 nucleotides long. RefSeq names its product transcription factor IIIA-like. Bases 113 to 1819 code for a protein of 568 amino acids. The record is from RefSeq and is a predicted model, not a curated record. Gene Ontology annotation, molecular function: transcription coregulator activity. Lineage: Eukaryota; Metazoa; Mollusca; Gastropoda; Lepetellida; Haliotidae. Gene Ontology annotation, cellular component: nucleus. Gene Ontology annotation, biological process: regulation of transcription by RNA polymerase II. The transcript has 10 exons.
ACAAUCAAAGUUCUAGGAUCCGAAUGAGACAAAACUGAACAGGUAAUUUCAGUUACUAUGUCCUGGCUCACAAACACAUUGAGUUGUUAUUAUUGAAGUAUAGCCGAAGCAAAUGGCGGACGCAAGCCCACGUGGAGGCAACUUGUUUGUUUGUUCCCACGAAACAUGUGGGAAAUCCUUCCAUAAAAAGAGCAGAUUGCUGAUACAUUUACGUUCUCAUACCGGAGAGAGACCAUUUGUCUGCAGCCAUGAAAGUUGUGUUAAAAGUUACAGCAGAGCGGCCCAUCUCAAGAGACAUGUUGACUUCACACAUAGAGAUCAGGCCACGGACACCAACCAGCAAGUCAGGUGUCAAGUUAAAGAUUGUGACAGCAAAUUCUCCAACCAGUGGAACCUUGCCAGGCACGUGAAGAGGAAGCAUGAGUCGCCCAGCAGAUAUGUGUGCCCAGAGGAGGGGUGUGGGAAGGUCUGUAAGUCUCACAAGCACCUGCGGCGCCAUCAUCGGGAGCACCUGCUUGAGAACUCGUACAGGUGCCCAAAGGAGAAUUGUGGAAAGGUUUUUAGCUGUGAGGCCAAUCUGAAGAGGCAUCAAAAGAUGCAUGAUGGGUAUCUGUGUCAAGUGCCAGGAUGCCAGGAGAAGUUCGAGACGUGGUCACUCGUGCGGAAACAUGUGGCACUGCAGCAUAGUGCUCUAAACUGCCCUGAGUGUGGGAAGAAGUUCCUGAAUAAGUUUAAUCUGAAGAAGCACCUGCCAGUCCACAUGGAAGAGAGACCUGUGUUUGAGUGCAGCAGGGAUAACUGUGGGCGCAUGUACCUCAGCAAGAAGAACCUGCAGGCUCAUGUCAGAUCCUACCAUGAUGGGAAACGCAUUCCAUGUGAGCAUCAGGGCUGUGACAGGACCUUCUCCUACCGCAACAAGAUGCUUCAACAUUUGAGUCUCCAUGAUGCAAACAGACCUCUGCCUAAGAAAAAGGUGAAGAAACAUAGGAAACCACGAAAGAAACCACGAAAGAAACCGCGGGGAGGGAAGGACAUGGCUGCUUCUCUCUGCGGGCUGGAAGGACGUCUUGAGGUCGGGAGUCCUGACCCGGGGCUGCAUCUCCUUCCUGAUGAUGAGGACAAGGUCGACCUGUCUGGGUAUGACAGUGAUAUCAAGGAGACGUCAUCGCAGGCAGCGUCUUCAUAUACUACAACUCAGGUGGAAGAAUCUAGUCUUGGUGAUCAGUCUAUCUCUGCGGAUUCAGCAUUACAUUCAAGAGUUAUUUCGUCAGAGGCAGAAAUUCUGUCAGAGUUAAGCCAUACAUUUGUGAAAGGACCAAAAUUGAAGAGAUUCAGUUCUGAACGUGUUGUGUCUCUGUUUUGCAGUGAAUCAGAAACAGAAUGUGAUUUGGUGUUGUCGUCCAAAGGGUCUAUAUUGAAAGUGUCUCCAAAGACAGAUAGUUUGGAUGAGAAACAAUUGUUUGACUUUGUCAGUGACUUGCCGUGUUGUGAAAAAACAGCCAUUGCUUGGCAGUUGACCUUGAAUCACAUGGCAGAGCGAGAUGCAGAAACUGCAGACUUGGACAAAUGUAAAAAUUGCAUCCUUGCUGAGAAAAACAAGUUUGGUGCUAAAAACUGUGACUUAGAGAAUUUGUCUACUGUUGUGACAGACAUUCCUGUGACAGACAUUCCUGUAACUUUUGGUGGUGAAACAGUUGAACAUGUUGAUGACAUUGAAUCAGAUGUGAACACAAAUGUUGCUUCUGCCACUGAAACAAGUGAGAAUGUUGAUGUGGACCUUGAGGCUCAUGAAGGGCAUGGGAUGGCCAUAGAUGUCUAGAACACUGACCUACUCUAGAUAGCACCAGGGGAGGUACAACAUUGUCACACUGUCACUGGUUUCUCUUGUAGAAAUGACACACUCCCUUUUAGGAAAAUUCCCAAACUUUUCAGUUUUCUUCACUUCUUUCCAGUAGGCAUGUAUGUGCAUUGAAGAUCAUGGAUGUCAGGUUAGUGUCUUGUGUGAUGGUGCCAGCAUGUCAUGUCAUGUCAUGUCAUGUCAUGUCUGUCUUGUGUUGGCACUGUGACUGUCUAUGUGACUAUCUGUGUCUAGUGUUUGACAGUUUAUAUAUAGUUUAAAUAAUCUGAGAACACUAACAAAACUUGGCAUAACAAAUAUGUUUAUGAGAAAAAAACCUGGUAAGUGCAAUUUUCCUCUUGGUGCUGAUGCCAUAGUUUGAUCGAGUCACAGUUUGCCCUCAGUGUUCUCAAACGAAUGUGAACUUCUCAAGCAAGUUACUUUCGAAGCGUAUCUUUAUGCAUUUGUUACAAUUUUAUUUAUGCGAACUUUCAUUUUUAUUAAAAUGAUAGUUUUGAUAUUUGACAACACCGAUGUUUAAAGAAUGAUCAUAAUCAUAUUAAAACUAGUCCAUUU